AUGGUGCUCAGCCUGGCCAUGGACUCCAGAGAGGAAUGGGAUGGCUGGAUGGAGGAGCAGUGGGAGAAAUGGUUGACUCAUGAUAUCAGUCUGGAUGAAUAUGAGGAUGAUGAUCUGUCUGAAGUGACUGAAAUCACGGAUGAAAACGGAAUUACACUCGUCCAUCUCGACCUCGACACUCAAGAUCACAUGACGCGGCCAACCAAUGGCGCGGCGAGGAGCGGCCGGAGGAGGGAGGCGGUGGAGCUGCAGGCUGAGAUGCUCCACUUGGACCUGAUUGAUGCAGAGGGAGGAAUCCAGGAAGAAGAGCGGGACGACAGGCGGCCUUUUGAUGCCAUCGAUGACAACCAUAAGGAGGAGCGGGGCGCAGGGCCGCCUGUCAUUCUGCCUCAGCUGAAAACACUCACUCCUGCUAACGAUAUGGAUACUUACCGGCCUAAAAGACCGACCACCCUCAAUCUUUUCCCCCAAGUGCCAAGGACCCAGGACACAAUAAAUAACAAUUCCUUUGGUGAGAAGGAAAGGAGGAAAGAAAAGAAAACUCAUUCUUCAUCACCACACAUUAAGGGAGAUUCGGCGGCCAAACCUGAGCAGGGGAGCCUGACCGAUGGGGACAAAGUUCAGGCCAGGGCUGACACUAAACCACGAGGCCCAGCCUCCACCAAGAACAAAGCCUCAGCCUUUCAGAAUAAGCAGCAGGACAAGUUAUCAGAGUCCUUGAACAAUCCCACCGUGGUUGCGCCCCUUACACAGACAGCCAUGAGGGACAAAUCUACAGAAGUACCCCUGAUAGAGGGUGUCCUUGACAUUUCGACCAUUUGCAAGGAGAAAGCCCGGUAUCACACUGUAAAUGGCUAUCGGGAACAAGUGCAGUAUCCUGCAGAGAAUGAAGGUAUGUGUGACCAGUUGGUCGACAGAAACAAGGACUAUCACAUUUCGGAGGGAAAUGCCACAGAGGAGAUCCACCUCACGCCGGUCAACGGUGAACAGGAGCGACCGUUUCUGUCCCAGAGCAGCGACAGCAACCGCAUGUCUAUUAGUUCAGACACUGAGCUUCCUCCCCUUCACUAUUACCCAUCGGCAGGAUGUCCAAACCCCUCCAUUAGUGAGGAGGAUGAGGUGUAUCCUCCUACACCUCCAUGCCGGACUGUCAGCCUCAGCGAACAACCAGGAGACUCUAGUCAAUGGGCUGAAACCCGCAAACCCAAAAUGGCGAAGGACGAAACGGGGAAUGUAAAGGCAGUGGCGGUUAGCACGGAUGCUUCAGGACUGACCUAUGACUCUGUGAAGUACACCCUGGUGGUGGAUGAACAUGCUAAGCUUGAGCUAGUGAGCAUUAAGGACUGCUACAAAGGUUAUGAAAGUGACAGCGAUAACACCGUCUACGAGUCUGCCAUCGAUGAGGACGACGAGGACCAGGAGGCUGAUGAAGAAGAUGAAGAGUCAGGGGCAAGGAGCAUGAGGAGAGACACCUCCUGUUUGUCUGCGGACUCGACCACAGACACCACCUCAGAUGUGCCCCGAUCCCGCAAGUUCAUGAACAUUUUUGGGAAUGGGCGGUCACGAUUCUCUGGUGCUGAGUUUGGAUUCUUCUCCUGCGUUAUUAAUGGAGAGGAAAGAGAACAGAGCCACAGAGCGGUGUUCAGAUUUGUUCCUCGUCAUGAUGAUGAGUUGGAGUUAGAAGCGGACGACCCAUUACUAGUGGAGUUGCAGGCUGAGGAUCUGUGGUGCGAGGCCUAUAAUAUGCGCACCGGAACCAGAGGCAUCUUCCCUGCUUUCUAUGCCGUCAAGGUGGCAAAGGAUGAACUUGUUAAAGAGGUCAAAGGUGACUGGAUGGACAAAUUCUGGGUGAAAUUUCUUGGUUCUGUUCAAGUGCCGUAUCACAAAGGGAACGAUGUGCUUUGUGCUGCCAUGCACAAGAUAGCAUCAAACAGACGAACAACAAUGCAGUUCAGUCCUCCUUCGCCUUGCAUAGUGGAAAUCAACACAAGAGGAUUGAAAAUCGUUGUUCAGGACGACUGCCGCACUUCUGGAAGGGGUGAGAAGUGCUUUCACUUUUUCCAGCUGAAAAACAUCUCCUUCUGCGGCUGCCAUCCCAAGAACAACAAGUAUUUUGGGCUAAUAACGAAACAUCCAGCAAACCAGCGAUUUGCCUGUCACGUGUUCUUCUCAGAUGAUACAACCACAAAACUGGCCGAAUCUGUAGGGAAAGCUUUUCAGCAAUUCUACAAAGAACAUAUGGAAUAUUCCUGUCCGACAGAAGACAUCUUCCUCGAAUGACCUUCAGUCUACUUGUAUUUUUGCAUUAUCACACACUAUAUGAGGUGUCGCAUGAUGGUGGUUUUGAGCCUCUUCGUAAUGUGUCAUGUUGAUGAUAUAAUGUUGAUGUCUAUUUUAGACAAAUGUUCAAAUCGGCUACAGCGCAACUCCUUUCACCUCGUACAAACUGAGUAUUACUGACUGGUGUAAAGCCUUACGAAGUUUAAUAACUGAAAAAAAAAGUUUGAUGUGACUUGUAAAAAUCAUUUCUGUGCCGAAUUUGGUUGGGAAUUCAUUUGAAGCACAAUGUUUAACGCAUUAACGAUGGAAGAAAGAACUUAGGCGGGGUCUAAAAUUAAUGUUUAUCAGAAACCAAAGCUAUCCUGGUGAACGCCAUUCUUCACUCAGAACUGGCGCAAACCGUAUAAUUUAAUUGAGGCUAAUCUGUUCAUCCCAGGUUAAGGGAAGACAAACUUUUCGCAAAUCAUAAUUAGCAUCACUUUGAACACAGGGUUAUGAAACUCUGAUCUAGUCACAUUUACCAAUUUGCAGCAAAUUUUUGAGGAUAAAAUCCAGUAAUUUCAACACAAAUACACACUAUUGCAGGAAAAGGUUGUAUUCAUCAAAUUUGCCACAUUGACCAACAGUUAACUACUUGGCUCGAAUGUGACUUCUAUGUGAGCUCUGCUUUAUGCAUCACUGCACUAUUGAUAGUCGAUAAUAUAGUGUUUCCCGCCAAAUUUCAUUAACAUCACUGCACCUUUGCAGUGUCACAGUUGCUGAAGUGCUGAAUGUAAGAAUGCCCCUGGUUAUGCUUUUAAGGGCCCUAAUUGUGUCUUGGGGUUGGAAAUGAUUUUAUUUUUCCAAAUAUGAAGCAUAACCCUUUUCUCUCCAAGUGAAAAAACGGUACUUACAAAAAUCUAAAUUGAACUUUGCCUAAACUUUUACUUCUGAGAGUAUUCUGAUUAGUCCAAAAGCCAUCAGAAGGUAAACUAUUUCAACAAUUCAUAAAAUAGUGGAUAUCUUGUAUGAAUUUCUACAAUCUUAUUCAAAAUAUGAAGCAUGAACCUUUUUUCUCCUAGUGUAAAAAAUGGUACUUUCCAAAAUCUAAAUUGAACUUUGCUUGAACACCUGCUUCUGAGAGUGUUUACUCUGAUCUGAUUAAUCCAAACCCAUCACAAGGGAAACUAUUUGACAAUUUUGUAAAAUAGUGGCUACUUUGGAUCUCGCCAAGUGAACAAAAUUAUAGUUUCAUUCAUUUCCUUCGGCUUAGUCCCUUAGGUAUAAGGGGUCGCCACAGCAGAAUGAACCGCUAACUGUUCCAGCUAAUUUUUUAUUUAGCGGAUGCUCUUUAAGCUGCAACCCAGUACUGGGAAACAAUGGUACUUUCCAAAAACCUAAUUGAACUUAACCUAAACUCUUACUUCUGAAAGUCUACUCUCUGCUCUGAUUGGUCCAAGCCCGGUCCAAACCAAUCACAAGGGAAACUAUUUUACAAUUUCAUUAGAUAGUGGCUAUAUUGCAUGAAUUUAUACAAUUAAAAAAACCUAAUUCAUACAAAUUAUCCAAUAAUUUGACGAAACUAAAUUGUUAGCAACUGCACUGAGAUCACAUUGGAUUUGUCAGAUGGUCAAUUGGUAAUGUAAGGGUGUUCCUUCAUGUUUCGAUUUGAUGUUUUGAUGAAUUCAUAGUUCAUCUGCUCAAACCCCAAUAAUGUUCUGUUUACUGUUGGAAUCAUGGGCAAGUCGUACAAAUUAUAUGAAUACGUUUCAUGCACAAAUAAUUCCUUAUGACUCUUAUCAAGAAGUUCAGAAUCAAUUUUUUAGUUAUUACAUUGAGAAAGGGUCAGAAAAGCAUGAUAGGGCCAUUUUAAAUCAGGUUUAUCUUUGGUCAGAUGUGCACUACAAAGUAUGGCAAAUACAAUGCUUACGUCUGUGAAUGGUUUGUGUUUUUGAUUCUUGUAUGUUUACGUGUGCUUAUUCCCAUAUGUUGCUCUGUUAAACAGAGUGUAAUCUGGGCCUGCUGACAUUCUGGUUCUGUAUCCAUGACAUGUAGCUGUGCAAACCAAAUAAUUUUAUUUUCUUUUUACAUACUAUAUUAGAAAUCUUAUUUAUAAUUAUUACGAAAUGAAAAGAUCUUGAAGUAUAUAUUAUUCAGGCACCUGAACGUAUAUAAGUAAAGGAUGCAACGUUGAACAAUCUGUAUAAAUGGUGCUGAGGAACACGGCUGUCUGGUAUUGAAAGGUUUGCGCUUUAUCUUUUAUUAUUUUCCUAAUACAGGAUGAAAGGUUUUAAAAGCAAGGCCUAAAAUGGAUCCAUCUUCAACAGUCCUUUCAAAAUGGCACAUCCGCACAGCAUGCGCUUUCCCGAUAUGCAAUAUUCACUAAAUGAGCAAGGUUUAAAACUGAAUAAUCAACUGACCAAAUGGCAGUGUGUGUCUCACUCUGUGUGUGAAGGUGUUUUGCUCAGUACGGCCAUUUUGAAAGGUGGUUUUCAGUUAUUAGAACCAUCUGCGGACCGAUCCUGCAGAAUUCACAAGUUGUGCCUAUUUCAUUUGAUAUCACUGUACUUGUUUUGUUUUUGUUCAGUGGAAACCAUGAAAUUAAAUUCUAUUUGUAAAUGGA
Messenger RNA from Danio rerio (zebrafish), 4882 nucleotides. It is a transcript of the gene mapk8ip1a, whose product is annotated as mitogen-activated protein kinase 8 interacting protein 1a. Gene Ontology annotation, biological process: regulation of JNK cascade. The record is from RefSeq and is marked validated. Gene Ontology annotation, cellular component: cytoplasm. Lineage: Eukaryota; Metazoa; Chordata; Actinopteri; Cypriniformes; Danionidae.